CCAAGCGGUCAACAACAUUUAUAGUUCUCCCCCAAAGAUUCCUGCAGAUCUUUAAAGGAUUUCAACUAACAAGGAUAUAUAAAGAACCAUCUGUGAUCUCGAAACAUGGUGUUCCUUUUAGCCUUCGGCCUGAUCUUUGGCAUUCUUUGGACUCUAAUUAGUUUAGUUCUUAAACUCCUGGGGCUGAAGCCUCCUUUGAUCUUCGACAAAUACCCCUUGAAAGGUAUAUUCUAUAGAGUUAAGUUCGGGUUGGCUUUAUUAGUCCUGCGACGCCUGCGAUAUCGUAUAUAUAGGAGAAACGAAGAUGUAUUGGGCUCCGAAGAGCACUUGGCAAAAAUCGACAGACCCCAGGAGCUGAGCACCGAUCCCAAAAGCUACGAUGUGGUCAGUUUUAUGGCUGCCAAUAAGGAGGGUCAAAAAUUGAUGGUUACCUUGGAGCGACGAAGGCGAGGAGUCCUUAAGGCAGCUCUCUACCUUUGGCUGCCAGAACGGGGAUUACUUAGCUCGCCGAAUCUGCCGGACAUGAUCCAUUUCACCACUGAGGAUGGCAAGGAGAGCAGCGAAUUCCAGGGCGGAGGUUUCCAUGUAUAUCAGGAGGAAUCCAUGAAGGUGUGGAGGAUUAAAUACGAAGGUGUUGUGAGAAGCCAAGGAGAUGAAGAUAAAACAACGCAGGAUUUACCUGUGAGCCUGGAUUUGCGUUUCAAGAGCUCCUCCACGGAACACUUUGAUUAUAGCCGGGACUUGAGCUCCUCUUUGAUUGCCGAUUCCAUAGCUAGAGAGGCCUGGAAUGAGAGGUUCUACAGCCUGAUCCGUAGUGUCAAUCACAUCAUGGAGCGACGAACCCAUUAUGAACAGAAUGGUGAGCUCUCUGGGAAGCUCAACCUUGAGGGAAAGGAGAUUCCACUGAAAAUGCUGGGCUUCCGUGAUCAUGGCUUUGGCACUGAACGUUGCCUCAGCUCCAUCAAUCGAUAUGUUUACUUUGCUCUAUUCCUGGACGAUGGCAGCAGUAUGGUGGUGGGUAAUCUCAGUCAACCAUCCUUUUUCCUAUCCUCCCUGAAGGUGGGCUAUGUCUGCACUCCUACGGGUAAAUAUCAACCGCUGACUUGGAGUAAUUUUGAGCUAUAUUCCUAUGGCGAAAAGGGAACACCGCCGCAGCAUCAGAACUUUAUAGUUCGCACAGAGGAAAAGGAGUAUCUUGUCCAGAUCCAGGAGGAGGCAUCCGCUGUCCGCUAUGUGGGCGGUGACUGGGAUUCAAAGGUCUUCAAUCAGUUUGUAUCCUGUACGGUGAAUGGAGUGGCAGGACAAGGACAUGCUGAGUUCCUUUAUCGACACAAGGGCGGCAGACCCGAAGAAAUAGCCGCCAAGGAUCCCAGUUGGUAUCAGGAGAUUAAACGAUUCGAACGAAGUUUGACGCUGCUGGAUGAGAAGGAGGAAAGAGACUUUAUCUUCUAAGACAUACAACAUUUUUUUUAUUAAAUUUAAGUUUUUAUAUGUGGGGGAAGAGUGUA
This is a messenger RNA of Drosophila serrata, 1508 nucleotides long. RefSeq lists its product as uncharacterized. NCBI's taxonomy places the organism in Eukaryota, Metazoa, Arthropoda, Insecta, Diptera, Drosophilidae. The record is from RefSeq and is a predicted model, not a curated record.